AUGCAGCAGAUCAAGGAUGUGGUGGCUUGGGAACUGGACAGGCUGUCGCAGGACCUGCAUGAGCAGGUUUUCGGUUCCCAGCACCCGUUUUCCAACCUGCUGGGACCUGCGAACAGGCACUCUCGUGCCCCGAGAGUAAGCGAGCUAGCGGCCGAGCUGGCUCCGCCACUCUUUGACAGUGGAGUCCCUGGAGGCUGUGCUGCAGUUGGCCUCGUCAGAUGUAGCAUCUCGAAAAGUGUCAGAAACUUCCUGUCCUGCUGCAAGAGACAUGAGAAGACCGCACAAAGUUUUGUAAAGGGUUCCUUAACACUUGCUUGA
Molecule: messenger RNA, 318 nt
Organism: Symbiodinium sp. CCMP2456
Lineage: Eukaryota; Dinophyceae; Suessiales; Symbiodiniaceae
Source: the annotation of a GenBank genome assembly